Daldinia childiae is the source of this 1419-nucleotide messenger RNA. RefSeq lists its product as uncharacterized. Lineage: Eukaryota; Fungi; Ascomycota; Sordariomycetes; Xylariales; Hypoxylaceae. The coding region runs from base 1 to 1419 and encodes 472 amino acids. Gene Ontology annotation, molecular function: chloride channel activity. The transcript has 4 exons. The record is from RefSeq and is a predicted model, not a curated record.
AUGUCGGAGGACGCAGGUGCCACAGGAAUGCCCGCUGCUCAUGCGCAACAACACUAUGGCGAACCGACCGCGCUUCAUAUCUCGACCGAGCAAGAAAAGAGACAACCUACUGUCCAGGAAGAUGCAUAUCCUACUUCACCCCGACGGAAUACGACGACGCCAAACCCCUUCAGCCGGAGAAAUACCAGCAUGGAUAUAGAUGACUAUUUUACCGGUCCUCGUGAUCUCUCCAAGCACUCAAAAUGGCCUCUGUUCAUGCAGCUACACGGCAGCAUUCUUCCCAAGAUGAUUGUUCCACUACUUGUCGUUGCCGCCUGGGCGAGUCUUGUAACUGUCGUCUCAAAGAAGGUCCCAGGGGUUAACUUGGGAAUCAGUUCCAUAUUGCUCACUGUUACUGGUUUCGUCGUGGGUCUGGGCUUAUCCUUCCGCAGCUCGACAGCGUAUGAGCGAUAUGCCGAGGGCAGAAAAUACUGGAGUCAAUUGAUAUUCACCUGCCAAGGGCUCGGCCGAGUCUUCUGGAUUAAUGCCGUCGAACGCGAGGGGUCUUCCAAGAAGGACCUGCUGGCGAAAUUAACUGCCAUGAAUUUAAUCGUAGCCUUCGCGGUAUCCUUGAAGCACAAGCUUAGAUUCGAACCGUACACGUACUACGACGACCUCGUAGAGUUAGUCGAUCAUCUAGAUACCUUUGCUAGGUCCGCUACGGAAGAAAAUGCGAUAAAACCGAGGUCGGGAUUGUUCAAGGCGGUCGGAGAGAAUCUCGGUUUAUCCUUUGCAGCUUCGAAUCCCCGGAAAUUAAUGAAGAAGGCCCAGACCCCAUUGGGCAAUCUUCCAUUGGAGAUCCUCUGUUAUCUUACGGCAUACGUAGAUGAACUGGCCCUCAAUGGCCAGUUACCUGUUGGAAUGCAACAGACUUCCGCCUAUAACCAACUUCAAGCCUUGAACGACGUCCUAGUCGGUACCGAGCGAGUUCUUAACACUCCCCUUCCUAUUGCUUAUGCCAUCGCCAUUUCGCAAAUCACCUGGAUUUAUGUGUUCCUCCUGCCGUUCCAAUUGUUUCUCGAACUCGACUGGAUAACAAUUCCGGCCACCGUAGCUGCGUCCUAUAUUAUACUAGGCAUUUUUUUCAUCGGCCACGAAGUUGAGAACCCUUUCGGCAACGAUGUCAACGACUUGCCUCUAGAUCUAUUCUGUCAGCAAAUCGUCCAGGAUAUGGAAACCAUUGCGGCACGACCCAAACCUCGUCUCUCCGAAUGGGUCGAGAACCCGAAGAAUAAGGUCUUAUAUCCUCAUAGCGAAUCGGGCUACAGCGUAUGGGUACAGCGACCCGAGUCAACUAUUCGGAGCGCGCUACGGAACCGGCCCCAUGCCGGAUUUGACAAGAUGGAAGGGAGUAGCGGAACGGGAGCUCAGAGCGUAUAA